Carassius gibelio (silver crucian carp) is the source of this 3133-nucleotide messenger RNA. RefSeq lists its product as uncharacterized. The coding region runs from base 722 to 1225 and encodes 167 amino acids. Lineage: Eukaryota; Metazoa; Chordata; Actinopteri; Cypriniformes; Cyprinidae. Gene Ontology annotation, cellular component: Golgi apparatus; ciliary membrane. The transcript has 3 exons. The record is from RefSeq and is a predicted model, not a curated record. Gene Ontology annotation, biological process: negative regulation of smoothened signaling pathway.
ACCACCCGGAGUCUCGCGAGAGCGACUGAGCGAGAUCUCGCAGGCCUGUUGUGUUGUGUUGAGAGAGGCUGCGUGGGGGGUUUCGCUUGAUGUCACUGCGUUAGCGCCACCGUUUCUCCUGCUUCUGCGGCGUCUUCCAGUCCUCUCUAUCCACAUACACCAGUUUAGCGACCGUUCGUGGUAACUUACACCAGCGGAGGUUUGACGGGUUUUGGAGGGCGAUGCAGCAGCGCUCGUAAAGAUGCGCGUAACGUUACAGCUGAGGAGGAAGACGGACCGUCACUCCGUCGAUGAAAACGGUCCUCUGCGGCUCUGAGUCACUGUCUUAACGCAUUCAAGGUUCAGUUCCUGCAGUCGAGAGCUUCAUCGCGAUGGAUAUGUGCACGGCGAGCGGCAGCAGGCCCUCCGGAUGACAAACAAACACACCGCGAGGAUCCGGAGCCCUCCCGAGUUAGCUAACGUUAGUAAUAGUCAGUCACUUUUCGAGGAGGAUGAGGAUGAGCAUCAGCCCCGAGCUCCUGUUAGGAGGAAGAUCAGCCAAACAGCCUGACCUUUGAGGAGUUUGUUACUGGACUCCUAGCCAUAUCACAUCACAUCUCUCUAUAUCAUAUCAUGCAGUCAGCCUCGAGCAGGACCGUCCUGUUCACCGACCGCUGCUGAUCGCUCCAGAGCGAGAUUAGCCGAGACCUUCACCCCUGUAUCAGAGCCCGGGACACCUGAGAUGGAUAAACUCACCAUUAUUUCAGGAUGUCUGUUUCUGGCCGCGGAUAUAUUCGCCAUCGCGAGCAUAGCCAAUCCAGACUGGAUCAACACUGGCGAGUCAGCAGGAGCUCUUACUGUGGGGCUGGUGCGUCAAUGUCAGACCAUUCAUGGACGAGAUCGAACCUGCAUCCCCCCGCGACUCCCUCCAGAAUGGGUCACCACACUCUUCUUUAUCAUCAUGGGCAUCAUCUCCCUCACGGUCACCUGUGGCCUGCUGGUAGCCUCGCACUGGCGUCGAGAAGCCACAAAGUACGCAAGAUGGAUCGCCUUCACAGGAAUGAUCUUGUUUUGCAUGGCCGCCCUCAUAUUCCCAAUAGGAUUCUACAUCAAUGAAGUAGGGGGACAACCCUACAAAUUACCCAACAACACAGUGGUGGGCUCCUCUUAUGUACUGUUCGUGCUCUCCAUCUUCUUCACAAUAGUGGGGCUCCUGUUUGCGGGAAAAGUCUGCCUUCCUGGCUGAGGGGACGUUCCCAGCCGGGACAGCUGGGGUGUUCAAAGUGAACCGGAAAGAAGCGGCACUCAUCGAGAAGGGCCCACGACAGGGGUGUUGAUAUAUGCUAAUAACUCAUUAAACUGCGAAACUAAACAGACCAUUACUGCACACACUACAUACGAGUGCUCCCCUCAGCCCAACUUCUGCUCUGUUAAACCCGUGCUGUCUUUAAGUUGCACCUAUGAGUUUCAACCCAAAGGAUCAGGGGGGCGUUGAAGUACACGCAGGCCCGUCCGGAAAGGACCGAGCGCAUCCACACCGGCUGCUUCCAGGACCACCCUACUUUGGAAUAUAGUUCCGUUAUCUUCUGUUCAGUUACAGUUUGCAGCGUUUCACACAAGUGCGCCCCCUACCUUCAUGGAGAGGAAUGACAAGUAACUGGUGGAGAAUGCGAGCACUGAUAUAAUGGACAAGUCACUCGGUCCAACAGAUGUUCUCUCUAGCUGCCAAGCAACUGUCCGGGACACUUCAGUGUUACAAAAGAUUGAAAAGGCAAAAGGGAACAGUAUUAAGACCAUUUUCGUUCUCUCGCACUACAUGAGGCGAAUGCUCCGGGACUGCCGGUCAGGACCCUGCAGGGCUGUGCCUCGCUGUUACACGCUCAAAUAUUAACAGAUGCGUCUCUGAAUCUUACACCAUACCAAAAUAAACUCCCGCAUGAGCUCGAGUUGAGUUGAGUUCGGUUCAGUCACAGGCGGAUGUGUUUGUGCUUUUGACUUUACACCUGCUCAUCACUUCUUGUUUUGAUCUCCGGGUUCGCAGAGCCCUUUACUUGUUUGGUCUGAUUUGCUAAUGUGCCAUAAACCUGUUUAGUUGUAUGAAUGCGACGGACAUGAGUUGGGUUUUAGGGAGCACUGUGCAGUAUAUAGCCAUUUCAGUAGGCGAAGCACUACAGAUGUACAAAAAUGAACUCCUUACCUCAGUAUUUUGUGAUUCUGAAUGAUUUUCCCCUCACCAUACCAAUAUAUGUGCCCUGUAACUUAUGUUUUUGCCUUUAUCACAGACCUUUAAUUCCAGCUGUGCGAUCGUUGCAGAUUAUUUAUCAGACACUGAAUAAAAGGAGCUUGAGAAUGCGUGUUACAUCAGCUCUGUUUUUAAAGGGUUCCUUGUUUUUUUGGAAAGCGAAUCUACUUUGUGAGAGUGGAACAAAACCAGUAGUGUUUGUUUAUGAUGGAUGUGUGUGAUGAUGUGAAGGUUACAUUUCGUUGUUUUAUUGUAUUUUUCAUGACUGUUCUCCAAGUUUUUGUUCUGUUUUAUUUGAAUAUGCUUUUUUUGUUCACUCCGUUUAAGAAAGGUCAAGCUCACAGUCGCCUUUACGUUGUUUACUUAAUUUCAUUAAUGCUUUGAAAGCCUGCACUUUUCCUUCGAAGCAUCCUUGUUCAUUAUAGAGACGACGAACGGAUAAAAUGUGUUUAUUCAAAUUUUAGAUGAUCCUCGUAAAUAUGUGGCCCUAAGAACAUAGACUCUUAGAUUGAAGAAUUGAUCAAAAUGUGUUUACGAAAUUCCCUCCACCAAGAUGUGUACGACCGCUUUCGGCAAAAGAUGUCUCUUCGCAUCGCACUGGGACCUAAAUUAAUGUGAACCGUGAGGACGACGGCAGCCCGCGGUGGACGACUUCUGUGCUGAAGACUGCUUCUGCUUUGGAUGUUUUUGGAAACCCAUCAUAAAAUGGAAAAAAAAGUGCAUAGGGUAAUGAAAAGCUUUUAUUUAUGAUUUCAAAAAGGGAAGGAAACAAAUGUAUGAGGAGCAGUAUUAUCAAAGUAUGUUAGCAGUUACUGCUAACAGAUCUGUAUUACUGGCGAGACAACCGUUUUCUCUGCUACUCUUUGUUUCAGUAUCUCUCUGUAUCCAAUAAAAGGCAUUAAAGAAGGCGAA